GCGAGUAGCCUGGGAGCAGGUUGUGUAACUUUGCUAAUGUGCGAGCAACUUUAAAAUCCCUUCCACCUCCACUCGAGACAGUUUUAGGAAAAUGAGAAGCACUCUGUACAGCUGCAACUUUUGACAACCCAGCUUUUGAAUAUUAUUUUGUAUAUACACACACACAUAAUAUUUUGAACUAUUAAGUUGACUUUUACAUUUUAAAUAUAUUUGAUGGAAAUAGUAUUUUUUUUAAAAAAACAAAUUUUCUAAGGAAUUACACUUCUUCCCUCGUUGAGUUCAACGAUGAAUUACCAGACGUCGAUAUAUUUAGUUAAGUUUUUUGGCCUUUAUUUGACUUGCCUGCUUGUAGAAGUGAAUGGGCAACGGAGGUUCUCCCGUUGGGGCCAACGGAUUCAGUGGGAAAAUAACGGGCGCGUUUACAGCUUGAUGAGCCUGGGCACCGAGAACCAGCCGCCUCAGGACUCACGCGGGAGCAACUCCUUCGUCUUGCUGAGUGACACCAAUAGCACAGCGGACAGCGGCGCCAGGCGGAGACCCUCUUCCUCAGCUCGCUCGCCCCACACUCCCUCCGGAGCCCGAGCAGCAAGACGCCAGGAAGGCUCGCUUUCAGCACAAGCACAGCAACGCCCGUCUGGUGCGAGGCGGACAGGAGCCAGUCAGUGGUCGCAGGGCACGAGUAGCAAUAACCCGGGACCUUCCGGAUCUCGGGGAAACUCGGAGCCCACUGGAGCCAGGUCCAGAGAGGAGCCGCGGCAGAACAAUGCGAACCAAAACAUUAGAGACACCCCGGCUACCCAACGGAACGCAUCGAGCCUGGACAGUCGCGGGAUUGGCAAUGAGGAUAUCAUGGUCGGGGAUGAUCCCUAUAACCCCUACAAGCGCACGGACGACAACCCCUACUACAAUUACUAUGAUACAUAUGACAGGCCCAGGCCUCAACCCCGCAGACCCGGCUAUGGUACCAGGUACUUCCAACAUGGUUUACCAGAUUUAAUCGCAGAUCCAUACUACAUUCAAGCCUCAACGUACGUUCAGAAGAUGCACAUGUACAAUCUCAGAUGUGCUGCAGAGGAAAAUUGUUUGGCAAGUUCAGCCUAUGGCUCCGGUGUUAGGGACUAUGAUAUGAGGGUUCUACUUAGAUUCCCUCAGAGAGUGAAGAACCAAGGCACAGCAGACUUCCUUCCAAGUCGACCUCGUUACUCCUGGGAGUGGCACAGUUGUCAUCGGCAUUACCACAGCAUGGACGAAUUUAGCCGUUAUGAUCUCCUGGAUGCCACCACCCAUAGAAAAGUUGCUGAAGGUCAUAAAGCGAGCUUUUGCCUGGAGGACACCACCUGUGACUAUGGCUACUACCGAAGAUAUGCUUGCACAGCACAUUCGCAGGGAUUGAGCCCAGGAUGUUAUGAUACCUACAAUGCUGACAUUGACUGUCAGUGGAUUGAUAUUACUGAUGUUAAGCCUGGAAACUAUAUAUUGAAAGUUGCAGUAAAUCCUAGCUAUUUGGUUCCAGAAUCAGAUUACGGUAAUAAUGUUGUUCGCUGUGACCUUCGUUAUACAGGCCACCAUGCAUAUGUCUCAGGCUGUAGGAUUUCACAAUAUUAACUUCACAAAGAGCUAGAUAUGUUAAAGAAUGGAUUGAAUCAAUAACAUUUCCAAGUCACAAAGCAAAUCAAACUUCAGUCUCUUGUAUGGCACCAUUUCAACUUAAACAACCCAAAACAGGUAUUAUUUGCUGAAGAUGUUGAAAUCUAUGAGAAUGAGUAUUUCCAUCUUAAAACCCACAACACUGUGUUGGGGCUUUGGAACCCAUCAUUACUAUUGCAGUGGAAUUUAUUUACUUUAGCUCGUUCAUUAUACUGUAGAUUGGUAUUGUGAAGGCACUGGUACAGUUUUAUCCACUCUGCCUAAAUACAUCACCUAUGACAAAGAACUACAGUAGGUAUAAUGCCACAUAGUAUUUUAUUAGUGAAUGAGUUAAGAAAAGUUUGGUGUGGUUAGACUAUUGUUAUAGCAUUUUAUUAUAAAAAUUUAUUAAGAACAUGAUUAUACUAACUCAAUCACCUCAAGAAAAGUUACUUUCUGACCUGAAGGGCACAGCAUCCAGAUAACCACUGAAAAGAAAUUCAUGGGAUUAGGUUUGUUUCAUCAAAAAAAAACAGAAGAAUUAAAACACAUAUGCCUUUGAAUAUAUUUAACAGCACUUCAAUUACAUUCCAUGUGCUCACCUGAACAGUGAAUCCUUUGUUAAAGGAUGACAAUUGUGACUGUACACACUUGGCUAUACCAGUUGUAAUCUCAGUUGAAACUAAAGUUAUUAUUGUUUUGUCAUUGUGUAUUUAUGCAGCAAAGAGGUGUGGUAAACAUUCAUGCACUUAAGCUCAUCAGCAGAGAUCCUAUUAAUAUAUAAAUCACUAUCUCAUUCAAAAUAAUACAUUAUUGUACAUCACUUCAUUCAAAUGGUUAAGGCUACCUCUGACUUUUUGUAAAUUGGAGCCUGAUCUUUUAAUGACAAUACCCCCAGUCACUGGGUGAUAUUUAUUCCGGUGGAAUAAAUGUUAAAAGUCAUUUCAUUCUUUUGUUCUACAUUAAAGAGCAGAAUUAUAAAUUCAUAUUCUAAAAUCUAUGAUAUCAAAUUAUGUAAAUAUGAAUAUAAGAGUUUAUGAAUGAAACCGCUCACGAUUAAAGGCCUAUUUCUGAGACUGAUGAAUAAAGAUAGUUUGAUUGAAUAACAACUGUAACUGUGAAGAUAUUUCACUGUUGAAGAAUAUUCUAAUAACAUUUUCUUUGAAAUACAGUGUACACAAAGUAAUAAUAAUGAAAAUGAAAUGUAAUUAUCAAUUUGAUGUAAAUUUUCAUUUUACAUUUAGUGCAGUUUUUGCUCACUGAAACAAAUCCACAAAUAUGAAUAAACUCUUCUCGGCAUCCAGCCGGGUACAGAUAUUGAUUAUAACCAAACUCUACCGUCUCCUUCAGGGAAGCCCAAGAAGAGUUUAUUCGUCAUAUAUGCCAGGAAAGCACUAGAUGUUUUUUUCAGAUCCACAAACAAUUUGAACUUCUAUUUAUCAAAAUAUUGAUUAUUAUUUAUAAGUGAAGAAAAACAUCAAGGACUUAAAUAAAACAGUAUCAUAAAUAUUUAAGUUCACAAAUAAAAAAUUAGAUUUUUGCCAAAGUCGAGGCCUUCAUUCUGGAAAAAAUAAAAGAUUAAAACAAAGUGGUUUCAUUUCUAGAAUUGACUUCUGCAGUAUAAUCCCUUUUUAGGAUUUCCACUGACUUUGUGUGAAUUUAAGAUUUAAAUUAGAAAUAAUAUUUAUAAAAUGGCACAAUAGUAUAAAUGCAUUGGUCACUUAUGUACAUUGACAAUUCGGACAUAUCCAGCUGUUUCCAUAUAGGCACUAGGAAAUAUUAGGACAACUUCAAUGUUUAUAAUCAAUAACUUUUGCAGAAGUGAGUUACUUGCAUUCUCCAAUUUUAGUAUGAACAAUCUAGCAGAUGUCAUAGCAGGAGGCCAGUACUGGACACAUGGAGGAAUAUGGCACACAAUAAAAAUACGAAGUUACUUGGUACUGUAAAGAAAGUGACUCAUAAAAUUUAUUCAGUUUCUAAUUUUAAAGCUUGUCUUUGGUUUGUCACCUAAAUUAUAGUGAUCCCUCCCUCUUUAAAUUAUUGUGUAAAUAAUGUACAGUUAUUGGAUAAGCUGCAGCUUAUGUGACUUAUCUUUGACAAUGGUGACCUAACACCAUCAUUCGCUGCAGUGUUGCCAGAAUUGGAUUACUGAUCAUAUAGGACUUGAAUUUUUCUGUUUUUAUUUCUGCUUUAGUUCAGUUCUUUAUUUGUUCUAGUAGUUUUGGUAAAAAAAUGGUUAUUUUUACUAAACUAAAGAAAACCAAUAAGAUGCAUCAAUUUUCAAUCACUUUGUGCACAAUUAAAUCAAAAAUAACAAGGAAUCAGUAGGCUGAUGUGCUGUCUCUCUGCAUGGAUUCUUCAAGCUAUAGGGUGAUGCUGAUUUUUGAUUUAAAAUGAAUUUGUCCAGAUUUUAGAGGGAUGUGUGUGUGUGUGGGAUCCCUUCAGGUGAUAGACACACUGAUAAAGGAUGGCCUUAACUCUGGUCUUUCAAGGAGCCAGUAAAUUUUUAUCAUUCCUGCUGGUGUUUUAUUCAACAUGCAUAAAAACUCAAGUGAGCCUAUUUUGUAAUCUGCCGGGUACAACAUCUGAUCGGUUUUCUUUUACCAAGGCAGUCAGCUACUUGGUUGAAUACUAGGAACUUUUCACAAAACUUCAGUCUCUGGAGCAAAAUCCCCUGAUUGAACAAAAUCUUUAAUUUAUCUAACAUAAUUAAGAACAUCACUGGGUCCCUGUGAUACCAUUUUACCUACUUGUCCCCUUUUAACUAUUUUCAUCUCACUGGCCAAUGCAUGCUACAUGCAACACUCUGAUAGCAACAUGUAUAGUCUGCACAGCUGCCAUUUAUUUAGUAUUUUAUUGGCUUAGAAUAUAAAAAGUGAUAAUUUACAGGUAGGUUUUUAGGAGUGUGUAUAUAUAUAUAUAUAUAU
This is a messenger RNA of Mobula hypostoma (lesser devil ray), 4553 nucleotides long. Its product is annotated as protein-lysine 6-oxidase-like. NCBI's taxonomy places the organism in Eukaryota, Metazoa, Chordata, Chondrichthyes, Myliobatiformes, Myliobatidae. The transcript is spliced from 7 exons. The record is from RefSeq and is a predicted model, not a curated record. Gene Ontology annotation, molecular function: protein-lysine 6-oxidase activity; copper ion binding. The coding region runs from base 286 to 1605 and encodes 439 amino acids. Gene Ontology annotation, biological process: collagen fibril organization; peptidyl-lysine oxidation.